CCUGUUAAACAAGAAACGUCAACCAUUUCCCGUUCUUCGCUCCGGUGUCUGGUUUGCUGUUCGGUAUCCAAAUAUCCAGGCUGGCACGGUUAAAUUUGUAUAUGUAUGCGUGCGCACAAGUAUCUCUCUUGAUCGUGAUUGUGUAGGUAAUAGUAGUUGAUCCGACGGCCAUUGCGUAUACGUACUGGAGCGGUGGCACGUGUAUGUGUGUGUGCAAGGUAUACACGCGUGUGCGUUUUCCGUUCCGCGAUUCGCGUUCGCGUAUCCCGAAAAGAUGGCCGCCAUGAAAGCGUACGGUGGUGAUGUUGACGUCGUUCAUAGCAAGGCCGCGUUACGUGUUCGAAAAGCGUGAAAGGAACGCGAUCAUUCGAAUGUUUCCACGGUUCUCGUGGUGCGCUAAUACGAGAACACGAUACAACAAGAAAGUUGUUGGUAAUUCGAGACGCGAGUGCGGUAUUCGCAGGAUCCCUCUUGUAGUGCUCGACGAAAACGACGAUCGGGAGAGAGGAGAUAGAAGAGAGGGAGAGCAAGCAAGGAACGUGUUCAGUACGGGGUUAAAGGGAAUCAUAUGUGACAGAGAAAGAAAUGGACGAAUUAUUUAUCAAAGAGCAGAGGUAAGAAGGAAGGAAAGAAGAAAAGCCAGGGAGCGCGUGGAGAAUACAACAGGGUGAUACGGAAGCGAGUGAUUGAUAGAAUCGUGGGUGGUGUGUGGUGCCGCGAGUAAAACAAAUGCGUGCGCGUCGUAUCCGAACAAGCUUCUCUCUUGCCAACAAUAUUCCGAUUAGUCUGGUUUUCGCAUUUCCUAGAAGUUGCGUUUUAUGCGUGACUCGAAACUUUGUGUCAACGAGGGACGGCCAUAUUAAUCCGUAGCCCCCGCCGUCACACAUAUUCGAAGAAUCUUACCUCCUCGAGGUGGUGCCUCUAGUUUUACGAUCUUGGUCACUUUUUUAGUGUGUACCCGGUGUUGCAUCGUGUCUUUAUCCUGUUGUGUCGUGCCGUACCGUAUCGUAUCGUAUCGUAUCGUGUCGUGUCGUGUCGUAUCAUAUCGUAUCGUAUCGUGUCGUCUCGUGUCGUGUCGUUUCGUGUCGUGCCGUGCCUUGCUGUACCGUAUUGUGCCGUAUGUAUGAUGUGAUUCUCAAUCACUUGGAUGUACGCGUAACAUAGUCUUUAGAUUUUUCCGGAUGACGGUGCGUGUACGUAGUACGUGAACAGCGGCAUUUGUGUGUACCAGCAACAUAAACGACCGUCACUAUACGAGUUCUAUGCCGCUUGAUGUUCGUGCAUCGCACCGAGCAACUUACCGGUUCUCCACCAUCGUGUCUACCCACUUUGCCAGCAGUACCACCCUUCCUAGACUCUGUACUACCCACAGAAUGAUAGCGGUACAAGAAACGUCGGCGUUCGGUUGGUAGUGACGUCUGUCCUGAAGACUGGCUGGUCGGGGAAGAAGACUCGGUAUAAUACACUUCGAAGAAGUCGCGCGAAAAGCUAGAAGAGAAGAGACAGAGACUGGCGGUGAUAAAGCGGAAGAAAGAGAGGAAGAAAGUAGGCAGCGGGAAGGGUAAGGGUAGCAAGGGUAGUAAGAGUAAAGGGAAAGGAAAAGGAAAAGGAAGGAAGAAAAGAAAGGAGGACGCGGCGAGAUAAAGGAGGCUGGUCUCGUGGAAGGGCAUCUUCCGUUAAUUCAGGAUCGAACCUUGGGGGUUGCGAAGGUCGCUGAUGUCCGCUACGAGCCCUGCCCCUACCCCUGCCAGCUCACCGUCACCGGAACAUACCGGAACCGGAGGAAGUAUAGCCUCGCUCGUUACCCUACGCCUCGAUCGAACAAGAAGAAGAAGACGGAAUAUUUUUUACCAGUCUAACCGACCAUCACGCGUACUCUCGUUCGGAACUUCAGUACCAUUGCUGCUGCUGUACCGCCGAUCAGCUUGACCACCCCUCUGAAUGUCUUCACACAUCCAAAAGUCGUGCGUGGAGACAGAAGCGAGCGAGCGUGUGACGGACAACAAGCGUGAAAUCUUGAAAAGAGUAUGCGAUGUUUGAUCAGGCAGAGCCAGUGUUUCUCGAGAAGCGGUCUGGGUCCUUAUCCCAGUAGGAGAAACGAGGUCGAUGGAAGAUGGUCGUUGUUUCUGUAUAAUGACCUUUACUUAGAAAGCAUUUUCUCCGAGCUACUUUUCAUUUCGUUUUUGGAAAACCUAUUGCGAAGAUGGAUCCUUAGGUAGAGAGUAGGAUUAAAUUCCAGAAACUCAAUGUCAUGCCAGUUAAAGAGAUUUAAAUGGCUGAUUGUGAGCGAUUGAUGCUUUGUUUAUAUAAGGGGCUUGAAGCGACAUUGAGUGACAGCAAAAAGAAGUACGGCGACAAGGUGAAUGCACUUCUGUCCGCCUGGGAGCAUGUCACCAAUUUCAUUCCUGGGGCAACGCCAGAGGCCACCCAGUCUCUCAUAGAAUGGGCUCACAAACACACGUUGAAACUGGUACUGCGCGGGGAGUGGCCAAAGUUGUCACCCGCGACGAAGACGCACCUCAGUGUAACGUUACAGAGGUGCGCCUCUCACCUGGUGCAACACCCCGCUGCACCCAGGUGUACUGCCCUGAUAGCUCUGGUGCACAAUCCAUGGACUCAUCCCGCUCUCGACAGCAUACUUAACGGCCAACCGGAUUCCGAACAUGAAGAGGAAUUCUGUUGUUCGGAGAAAGGUGAACUGCUGACAAUGAGGCUGAAAAUACUUUGCGAGGACCGCUGCGAGGAUAUAGCGGUAAACCUCGCCGCUGCCUGCGUACGUUCUCUCCGAAGGAGCGAUCGGUUGCGUUCGCUCUCGGAUUCUCAUCACGUUCAUUACAUGAUCGACGUCUAUAUUGUCCUCUUGUAUAAAUUGAAACGCACGCAAGAUAUAUUCGCUCAAUUAAAAUUAAUGGAUCUCAGCGACGGAUUGGAGCUGGUCCAAAGACUCAGUGGUGAAAGACCGACAAAGUAUGGGACUGCACGGGUUUGGAGAAAUUCGAUAAAAGCUGCUGAAUUGGUUGCACAAUAUCUCGUUACGGCUGGUAUGGUACGACCUGUGCCAGAAACGGGCGCGAAUAUUUUGGAACAAAUUCUAAACUCUUGGGCAUUGUUGCAUUCAAAGUUGAAAGAUGUUGCGCCCACGUUGCCGGGAAUGAUAAGAAAAUUGAUCGAACCUGCCGAAAGUGCUCAGCACAUUUAUAUAUUUUGUGCAGUACUUGCAAAACACUUUGGCGACAGUAUAAAGCCUCUGGUGAUCGAACUGUACAUCAGGGCGUUAACAACGGAUAUGAACGAGUUGGAGAGCCAGAAGACAAAAUCCGACACGGAGAAGGUUCGCGAAACCGCGAAGCGUUUGAGCACACAGUUUCUUAAACUAGCCGACGUGGUUGGUAGUAACAUCGGUAUAGCUCGUGAAUGCGUUCUCACGGCAUUCUCGUUGCAUCCUACGAGAGCUUGUUACGACAGGAUCAAGGAAAUCGCUGUAGCCUGUGGAAAGACGAAAGAAGACGGGGCUUCGAACGGAAGCGACGCUGUGAGCGAAAAAUUGAAACACGUGUUGGAGAACAAUCAUUCUACCGCGGGGUUUAAAAAACCGGACAGCAAUAUCAGUGAAAAGAACGAAGGAAUCAAAGCCACAAACGUUGAAUCACCUUCCUCUUUGUGUGGCUCCUCGUUACUCGCAGUUACGUCGUUGAACAAUUCAUCGCCAGUUGUGUCCAAGAAAAACAUUGAUUUUCAAAAUGGACAAGUGAGUAAGAGUUUUGAGCGAACGGAUCAAUUGCUGAAAAGUCUUUUAACCACCUCGAAAAAAGCAGAUUCCACGAUUUCGGGUAACGACAGAUGUCCUCUGCAUCCAAAGAGAGACCCACUGUCCAACGAAACGUUGGGCGAGCUUUGUUUCAAUUGCGGCGAAUUUACCGGCAACGAUAUAUCGAAAAGUAAAGCACCGGAAUCGAACGAAACGACGUCUAAAAACGUGGAGAGAACACUGGACGCUUUGAUUCUGAUCAAAGGGGACGCUGUCACGGGUUCUGCGAACUACGACGAGAAGUCGGUGCCUAAUCAAGUUCUCGACGCGGAGAAACUCGGUCUCUCUCCACAGCUUUGCGACGAUUUGGCCGUUGUUUUAAGCAGUCCUCGUUAUCACAUGCUUAGCUGGGUUCUAGAUUGGAAAGAAUUGAACAGUCUAUGCGAAAGAUAUUUGGAGAAUGCAGAAGAGAUGAGGAAUACCAAUAAAGAGUUGAAAUAUCUGAACAUUGAUUAUUCGCAGUUUAAGGAUUGGCCUUCCGAAGACGACACUAAGGAUAUCUUCUUUGGGAUUGAAAAAGGGUACGAACAAUGGGUUGAUUUACCUUCGGAUAAUUCGGAGCAGUUCGGUAGCUUUCAGCCUGCGAGUAGUUACAAGAGGGCUACCGCCAGAAGAAGUCUCGACGAUACCACCACUGAUUCGGAUAGCGGUAGUAUCCUGCGUAUCAGAAGGUCGGGGAAACAGAGGAAGAUUCAUAGAUUAGAGUCUUCUGAAAGCGAGUACGACAGCAUAGAACGUAAACCGAAACAUUUUAGGAACAGAGUCAGCUCGGUUUCGGAUAGCGAUAGCAACACGCAGGAUAGUCAAGCGGACAGUCUCGGCAGCGGUGGUUAUCGGUUGGAAGUGAAGAAGAAGCCGAGCAAAUUGUCCAAUAAAGAGACGAGCAAAAAACGUUCGAAGGCUUCGAAAUUGACUGCCGAGUCGGUGUCGCAUUUUCAUAUGCUCAUUAAUGAAAACGUUAGACACGGGAACACGAACGAAGACGCGAGCGGUUCUGAUGUAAGCAGCAACGAUAUUAUUACUUUGUUCUCAGCCGAUAUGGACGAGAAUAAACGAGAGACGAUAAAAGGUUCGGCUUACACGGCAGCUGCUCCUCUGAUAAUCACAGAGAGAAGAAGCGAUCCGGCUGUACUUAAAUCCUUGAGAAUGUUCAGGCCACAAAACUCGAAGAAACCCACCAGGAUCUCUCAGAUAUUACAAAAGAAUCUUUUGAACAAGAGUAAGGACAAUAAUAACUUAGAAAAUAAUGCAAACAGCGUGGCAAAGUUUGCACCGAUGCUCAGCACUUUGAACUUGAAUCCAAAGAUCGUGCUGACUAGAGCGGACGAAGUCGACAGGAAGUUGAUUCGAGCGAAGAAGCAGCAACGAUUGAGUAGCGGUGAUAUUACCAGCGAGCUGAUGAACAUUCAGAAAAAUAUGCCAUUCUCUCCGAACAAGAACGCGAUAUCAACGUAUCAGAAGCAAAAAGGAAACGGAGGUACCAUCACUGGCAAGACGGAUCUAUCUUCCACCGAUAGGCGAGACUUGAAUUCUAAAUCGAAUUUAGGGAAACGAAAAUUUGACAUUCUCGCGAAAGCUGUUAGAGAUUCGGAUAUAUUAGCGAAGAAUGUGCCAGGCUUAAAUUCGUUGGACAUGAUGGUACCGCCAAGGAUGCGCCCUACCGUAAACGUUGUCCAGCUCUCUAGAAACAUUCCACAAAGUCCGAAUUCGGGCUCCGUUAACAGCGGGAACACGCCUCCAAGGCCAAAUAGAACUCCUAGCGUUGCUGGAAAUAUUCAGUUACCCGGCACACCCUCUUCCGGUGGGCAUGACAGCGGCGUUGGCAUGAGCCCGGCCGGUCAGACCCCUCCUUCCAGAUCAUCGACUCUUCCAGACGUCGGCGAAGAGGCGAAUCAACCACCGGAUAGCUCGCCAACUUCCUCGACCACCACUAACGUUUCUAAUCAGCUCGAACCGGACUCGAGUCCCAGAACGGUACCGAUUCGUCGAAAUCAGCCGAACCAGUCGCCUAAAAAAUCUCCUUCCCCUUGCUCCGCCGUCACAACCACCACAACUACAAGCACCGGAAUCUCUUCGACGGCCAUCAACUCGGAACAAUUGCAAAUCGUUUGCAAACCGGACGGUACUUACCAGUUGGCCUCUGUAAAUCCAAACAUCGUAUCCAAUCAGAGGAAUAUUCUUAAUUUGCAAAAUGUCGAUGAUGGGAAUAUCGGUACGUUUUCUCGACAAACGCAAAGAACAACGGAAAACACGAACGCGAACAGAACCACGUACGACAGGUUGACUUCCUCGUCCACUAAAGUCAGUCCGCAAACUGGUCAGAACACCGGCCUACCAAAGUUUCAGCAAGCUUUUGGUAAAACUAUAUACACCCUUUCAACGGAUACUUCAACGAGCGGCGCAUCAGAAACGCUAGUUCAAUCAGUGUCGCCGCAGAAAACGUCAAACUUGUCCAAGGCGGUACAAACGUCCGUGCCUAAUUCGCAACAAACAAACCCAUCUCCGGGAAUUAACGUACAAUCCAUCGCAAACAUUCCGAAUACGUUGCAAUUAUCCACUAGCAGACAAAUAUUGAAUAUCGUUCAGAAUUCUGGAAACAACACGAACGUGGCAACCAGUCCGAACGCUAAUCAAACGUUGACGCAGCUGGUGCAAAGCGUUCAGAAUGCUUCACCUGGUGUGAUUUACACGCACAAAAUCCCUGUUACGAUAUCCACCACGAAUCCAAGUCAAUUGAACAUCAUACCAACCAUUUCGCAUGCGAAUUCCAUACCAACUGGAAGAACGCCGGUAGUCAAAUUGAACAUCAUUCGUGCUCCUUUGAGACAGCAGAACAUUACUGGGGCUAUUCAGGCGGUUUUAACUACUCCCAGAUUACAGCAGCAGCAGCAACAACAACAACCACCACCACCACAACAACAGCAACAACAGCAGCAGCAGCAGCAACAACAACCAUCCGUUAGAACAGACAGUUUACUCGGUUCCCCUAUUGAAGUGCCCAAUCAAGUUAGCUCGACCACUUUGGAACAGUUAAGGGAAUUUGAAAGCGUUCUGGAACAAGUGAAAGAAAGAAGCACCAUUCAGCCACAGUCCCAUCAAAUGAUAUCCACAGCGGCCACGACUACCGUGCAAACGCAAACCACCACUCAGCAAACCCAAGCCAGCAAGCAACAACAGGUUUCCGUGAGCGCAUUAGCUCAACAACUUCUAAUGCCUACACAGCAAACCACUGGCAAUGAUUUUGCGAGUAACGGGAACACAGUGAACUUCCAACAGGAUGUAUUCUCUCAAAAAGUUUCGUUGGCUUACGCGAAUCAGAACACAGGAGCCACAGCCGCCGUUGCCGCUGCCGCUGCUGCUGCUGCUGCUGCUGCUCCUAAAACUCCAAAUUCAACGCCUGUCGUCGUGGUGACGAGUUAUUGUCAGCCUGCGGCUUCACCCGCUCUGAGCGUCACCUCGCAAAGCUCUUCCAGCCCCUGUGUUACCCCAGCACCAGCGCCUAUAUCUGGCAAAACACCGCCCACUCCACCGUCCUCGAAGACGGUGAAAAAGUCGGCGCCGAAAACCGUGAAGACUAGCGCGACCAACACGUCAAAGGCCUCACCGAUUCCGAAACCGCAACAAAAGCCCCAAGAGGACGAGCAAACUGCUCAAAGAAUCUACGCUAUCUUGGACGAGUACGCGGAACAGCUUCGAAAUUCACCAGAUCUUAACAACAAACCCGCUCCAAGGAGAAGAUCCAAUCCACCGACGAAUCCUAGUCAAUCAUCGAAAAGGAAAAAGUCAAAUGCCAACAAAACGAAACCUGUUGGACAGCAAAAUUCGGAACUUAGUCCGAGUACGGAUGAUCUUGGGAGGACUAUGGGUAGCGAAGACUCGUCCAGUGGCGUGGUACACGUGCAAGAUAGUCCAGCAGGCUUUUCGGCUCCGGAGGAACCUACGAAUAGCGUUGGAAACGUGACGGAUGCGUCUGCCGAGGUUCGAAAUUUGACCAACGACUCGAACGAUGGUGUUGAAUUGAACGUUAAAAGGAGAAAUCUAAUCUUCGCGGAACCUGGUUCGGGUCAGCCUAGAGCUGUGAUCGUUCAGGAAGCUGUGCAGACUAGUUCCGUUAGCGUUAGCGAAGCUCUGGCCUCUGUCACGGGUAAGAUGGGAAGCACUGCUGUCCUUGUUCCAGGUACUAACUACAUCUUACCGAUGAACCUUAUGAAAGGAGGUCAACAGUUCACAAUAGUGUCCAGUGGAUCGAAGCUUCUGGCCACUGUACCAGCUACCGUUCGAACAACCGGGAACACUGGAGUUUCCAAUACUCUGGUACUCCAAUCGUUUCUGAAUCAAGCCGGAAAGAUCAUCUCGCAACCGGCACAGGUGAAGCAGGUUAAGAUACCCACUUUGCAAACAUUAUCGGGCAAUCAAACUCUGGCUACCACUCAAAAUGUACAAAACGCCUCGGUAGUGAUCCCGCAGCCUGGAAAUGGCGGCCAGUUUGCAGGAGACACAACCGUAGAGAAGAAUAACAUUAUCGGUGACUUGACCAUGGCGAAAUCGGAUCCUGUAAGUGGUACAGUUAGCGUCGAAUCGACGACAAACGCUAUCGUCGUGAACAAAAGCAAUUCUACGAUCGGUUUAAUUCAACGUAAUCUAAACGAGCCUGCGGAGAAUCAACAGAUAUGCGGCGUGAUCACGAGCAAUCCGAACUUGGCUCUUCAGGGCACCCGAUUAUUCAAUUCUUCUAUACACAAAUUGUCAACACCGACUCUGAAAUCGGACAACGUGGUGUGUCUGGCACCCGCGGCAACGAUCACGCAUACAGCUGAGAAAAAGUCACCUCAAGAAAGUCAGUGUCACAACGAGAAGCCAGUUUCCAUUCAGACUGGUGCUACGAUCGCUCUUGCAUUCACCACUCAGUCAGACGUGUCUAUGCUGAACGAUCCUCAGCAGCAACACCAACAGCAACAACAGCAGAAAGAUACGAAGGAGGUAUCCACGGAAUUGAUUCCUGGUGCUAAGAUCAUCUCCCCGAAGACGGUGAAAAGAAAAAUCGACGACACUAUGGGUAUGUCGGAGAACGUUCCGAAAACCUUGAUCACUUCCAACUCUGUCGUUUGUUCGAGCAAUACCACGACAUUACAGAAUAACAGAAAAAUUGAUUCUAUGUCUACGAUAACGGUCGCAAGCAAACAGUCAACAGGAGGAAUCGAUAACGCGACACAGUUUCUGGUGACCGGUGGUCCGAGUAGUUCCGACAGUCAGGAGUCACCUGUACAACAGUCUACCGAGGGUAUCGACGUAUCGUGCAAAGUUGGGAACGGUUUGCUGUAUGGAAACGCUAGAUUACAAGAAGCCUGGGAACCCGAAGGCAAAGUAUCGCCGGAUACACCCUGGCGAUACGUGCCAACCUCCACCAACUCCUUGAACAUCGAACCUUUGAAUUCAAGAUAUUCGGACAAUUCGGACAAUGUUCAAAGCGUUCUCCAAAUCAUCAACAAAGGUCAAGGUAUCGAGAUGGCGAGCGGGCAAAUCUAUCAGACAAACACGAAAAAGUAUUUCAUGAAUCACACUUUAGAACCAUUCCAACAGUACUCGAAUAAGAGUAACGCUAUGAAAACACAAUUGAACCCUAGAUUGGAUCGGGAAUUAUUACAGCAGAAAAUGGAGAGGAAAGCGGCAGCGAUCGAGCGCGAGAUGAGGCUGCAGAAAAGUCUAUCCGAGGAAUGCGAAGAUUUAGGCGUUGACGAGCCAAGUACCAGUGAUUUGUUCCCCGAGGCGGAUCUACUGUUCGACACGAAUCACUCGCCGUCCUUCGAUCAUUCUUCCCAGGAUGCCUCCUGCAGUCAACCUCUAGGGAUGAAAUCGUACGGUAGUUCGUAUUUUCGUUCUCUGGACUCGUCGAGCGGUAGCAGGGAUGCCAGUCCAGUAGCCGAUUUCAAAGCAAACGAGCGUAAAAAGAACAGCAACCAACGGACGAGAAAUUCGAAAGACUGCUCGUCGAAGAGGUCGAAAAGAGACAAAGCGGAAGAAUUGCACUUGGAGAAUCCGGCUAAACACAUGCGUUUAACCCUGGAUAAUUUAAGUCAGGACGAGGCGUCGAACAGUACUUCCGACAUCUCGAGGCUCUCGCCGACUAAUCUAGGAUCAUUGGAGAGCGACUCGUUGAAGGACAAUAGCAGAGUGAAGAUGAUCUCGAGGAAUGGUUCGAAGGAAGGUUCACCUAGUAGCGUGUCUAGCAUUCCAUCUAACAUGAAAUUAGAUAUUGAUCUAGAUUCGGAAUCGUUACCUCCUAGCAUCAACGUGAAUAACGCGUCAGCUGCUAGCUCGGGGGACGAAAGUUUAACCCUGCUGAGUGGCACUACCGCCGAUGUAACCAUACCAUCUCCACUCUCGCCGAUCGCUGGCCCGAUGCUCUCGACGCACAAGUAUACCUACACCAACAAGAAACGCAUCGCAUCGAAGGUAACGAGAAUGGAUUAUCUCGCCUGGGAGAGUCCGAUGUCCGAGAGGACGAGAUCGAGCAGCGACGAAGAAGAUUCGAGCGUUAGCGAGUCGAUAGGUAGUCAACCGGAGGAGAACGCUUUGAGCAACGGUCUCGAGGACAGUGUGCAAAGUCUAAAAUCGUUGUCGAGCGAACGACGUUGUAGCAGUUACUUCAAGAAAAAGGACAAGCUACAGGUGAACGCGAGGGUAGUGUUGAAUCGAACAGAUCACAAGGCUAGUAGUCUGUCGAAACGUAUAAAAGCGAACGAAACGAUCCAGGAUUCGGUGAUGGUAUCCAGUGAUAAGGCUUCGGAACCUUCGGACGACGAGACGGGAAAUAUAGCUUUGGUAGAGCCUGACUGUCGCGCCAGACGAUCCAGUUUGCGAGGACACGUUAAAAAAGGUUGCGCCUGUUGCAAUGGAUCUCCGGAAAGACCGAAGAAGAAAUCGGUCAAGGCGGAUCAUUCGAGAUUAAAGAAACGGCUAUCGUCGAAACAGGCUGGAAAGAAAAGGUAGUCCUAGCGUUCCAACGCUCGUCGACGGAGCAUUGCGUAUUUGAUCGUAAACAGGAAGAUGACAAGGAAGAAGAGAAAGAGGAAUAGGAAAAGGAGUUUCUAUACGCUUGGACGUGUUCUUGUAGUUUCCACCGAAGCGAAGAUAAAGCUAGAACUAGACCAGUGGAUAACGCAUCGAUGCAGUCGAUUUUACAUGAAAUAUUUUGCUUGGAUCGAACGAUUAUUAAUCCAUGAUAAUUACAAGCAUAUUGUACAUAUAGUAGCAAAUACACGGGAAUUUCUAAAGACGCUCGUGAUUUCCCGUUACUUGGCGCAUGCCUAUCCUCGUCUAUAGGCAAAACGAGCGUAAGUUAACGUUAAAUUCAGUUUUGUCGAUGAGCAAAGAAGAAACGAACAGUUAGCGUUUCUUCGAGGAGAAUAGAUUAUCCUUUUACCACUAGAUGUUACUACGAUAUUAGAUAUAAGAAACGCAGAUUAUUAUUGAAUGGCAGACUUAGAUUAAAUCGUUAAGAUUAUUAGAGACGCAAUCUAGUCAGAAGAUAAGGUUUGUGACGAGGUUUGUAGGCGUGUUCGUGAAAGGCUGAUAGAAGAAGAACGAAUGAAAUCGUAUGAAUGAAAAAGUGAUGCUGAGAGGAUCGAACAUGUGUAAUAAACGAAGAAACGUAUCCAAUUAUCGAUAGAAUCCCCCUCGCAGACUAAAGAAUUUAUAAAUGAUGAAUAAGAAAAAUAAGAAAGCCUGAAAUUCAUAAUUCUGUCUACUUGUAUGUAUGUAUAUUGUCGUGGUGAUCCUGUUCCACGUUUCUUACACGGUGUGGUCAGACUGAGGAGUAGACGAAUAAUAUUAUUCUAUUAGAGAUCUUGUUUGGUGAAAAUUAACGGUAGCAAAAUCAUGCAUUGAACUUUUGCCUUUUUCGCGUAAACGCUUCUCGGUAACUUUAGAAAUUUUAACUUUGUAAUCGAUACACAUACUUGAUCCUUGUUCAAUUGUGUAGUAUGCAAGGAGCAGUGAAGAAAGGUCGGGAAGAAAAAUCGAGGAAAACCAAAUAAAAGCGACGAAAUUAGAAAUGAUAUCGAGAAGAGAGAAAAUACGAGGAAAUAUGUAUAGUAUAUUGUAUAUGCUAACAGAAAAACUUGAGUGUCGUACGAGCCGACCAUACCUUGUCACGGUGCAUGUAAAGAAAGGGAAAUAAGAAAAGUAAAAAUCAAGAAUUACCCAAAAACCUGUACAUUACGUAGAUAAUUCAUUAAAAGUAUAACAUUAUAUCGCUGCACUUUAGUACAAAAUCGCUUCACCUUGUUUCAGAAUGACAAGUUUAUAUCAUCAUUCGGUGUGCUAUCGUGGACGCGUGAAUGCCUGCAAUCUAUUAUUCUAAACUGUAAAACGUAAAAAAAGGAACACUCUUGUAAAGGUUGUGUAAUUAAGGCUACAGAAACACUGAUCAAUCUGCGUACACGUCUCGUUUUGCGCCUCGAACGUAUUAUGUCCGGCGUAUAUAUAUAUAUAUAUAAAAAAAAAAAAAUGAAGGCUAGAAUAUUCGUUAGUCGAGGUGUUUAUUAAUAAUAUUAUCUCUGGCGCAGAAACUAAGAGUCUAAGAAUGUUGAAAAGUAAUGUUCCUGUGAAUGAGUCUCCUUUCGUGAUACGAACCAAAGUGACUCCGUUUUAAAUGCAUUAAAAAAGAAAAUGGAAGGUGACUGUGAGAAGAAAAACAAGAGGGAAAUAAGUAUAAACGAAUGAAAUUCACAUAUUGUCUUUGUAAUUAGUUGCUUUUAUUUCGAACAUAUUUUAUCGUACGAUAAAGAUAUCUUCUUUUUUUUUAUCCACUUCUAUCGACGAUUAGUGAAGCUCUACCUCGUGACACGUGUCGACCAUUUUUUUUUUUCUCUUCAUGAUUUCUCGCAAUGAAUUUUAACACGUUGACUGCGGUGAAUGUAACUCCGGCAAUACUGAUAAUUCGAAGUAGUAAACCGAAGUAUUAGAUAAAAAAAAAUGAAUUCUGAAUCAGUUGUGUUAUCGUGAAUCGCCAUACUAUGCAUGGGUAGCCCAGUCAACGCGUUAAGCAAUCUCUGCAACGUGUAAUCGUCGAAUGAAAUCGCCCGCUGUUACUCGAUCGAUUCGAAAGGUAAUUAUUUGAAAAAUUUAUAUAAAAUAUGGCACAAUUCGUAGUACACCCUUCUGCAAUGAAGGUGUUUUUUUGAUAAGAGUUGAGGAGAGCCAUCUCCUUUUAUCGAAGGAAGAUAUCAUUGUUCGCCGGUGUAUCUUCGCAAUUUGCCACGCCUUGUAUAAUCAGUAUUACAAAGAUUCGAGCCUCGGUCAGCUUGCAUCGUUAGCAAUAAUUAAAAAAACAUUUUGAAACUUCGAACGCGGUGGGUUCACUAAAUUUCUCUUGCUUGUUUUUUCAGUUUGCCUAUCGAUCCCUUCCUGUAACUUCUUGUAAAUAAUGUAUAUUGGAACUUGGUCGAAUCACUAUCUUUUUGAACUUGUUCAUCGUAUAAUUCCGAUGAGUUUUCAGCGGCGCGAGUUAAUGUUAUUAAACGUAAACUCUUAUCUUCCUGUACAGAUAAAAAUCGAUGUAAGAGAAAAGAGAGCACGAAACGAAAGGAAUGAAAGAAGGAAAAUGGGGAGAAAGAAAAGAAAAAGAAGGAGACAUUUAGGAAGAUGCAUCUGUGCGUAGAUGUACAUUUUUGAAGGAGCGUCGCACCAAAAUAAUACGUAUUUUUUGAUGGAAUGAAAAUGAUAACGUUACACGUAGCUUGUACAAGUUAGAGCAAAAAACGAGAGUAAAAGAGAGAGCGUGUAUGUGUGUAUGAAUGACGAAAGAAAGAUAGGGUUUUGGAGGUAGAGAGAGAGAGUGAGAGAGAAUUUGAUUGUCAGUGAUAGCCUGGCCUUUUUCGCCACCUUUAGUCGUACCAACCGCAUUUAUAAUAGAGGGGUAACUGUAGUCUUCGUAAAAAAAAAAAAAA
Osmia lignaria (orchard mason bee) is the source of this 13758-nucleotide messenger RNA. RefSeq lists its product as uncharacterized. The record is from RefSeq and is a predicted model, not a curated record. NCBI's taxonomy places the organism in Eukaryota, Metazoa, Arthropoda, Insecta, Hymenoptera, Megachilidae.